UCUAGGCGUGCGCGACCAACCUGGUUGAGCGAAUGGAAAAGCUCACCCGGGCAGAGCUAGCUCACUACAACUCGUGUUGUACCAAGGUGUCUCUUUUACCUUGCUGAAACUACGCCCGAUGAAAGCUAUAUUGCAGCGAGUUUUGAAUGCUAAAGUAGCUGUUGAUGGAAUUGAAGCCAGCUCCAUUCAGAAAGGUGUGCUUGUAUUUGUUGGGAUAUCUGUUUCUGACACAGAGGAUGAUGCAGAAUACAUAGCAAGAAAAAUUUUAAAUGUACGUCUUUUUGAGGAUGAAAAUCAAAAGAGAUGGGCUAAAAGCACAUCUGAUCUUAAUCUUGAGAUUAUGUGUGUAAGCCAGUUUACAUUGUAUCACAAGCUAAAGGGGAAUAAGCCAGAUUUUCACCAAGCUAUGGGCUCAAAAGAUUCAAAAGUUCUAUAUGGCCGGCUAUUGUCAAUUUUACAGACCAAUUAUAAUCCUUCAUUGAUUAAAGAUGGUGUUUUUGGAGCACAUAUGUGUGUGAUGUUGGAAAAUGAUGGUCCAGUAACCUUGGAAAUUGAUUCAAAUCACAAAUCCUCUACCAAUAUUCUGCCAUCUCAAGUGAAAGUGGAAUGAUCUCGAUUCUUUGAAAUUGGCCAUUAAAACUAACUUUCAAAAACUUAUUUCUUGACUUUCUGAAUUGCUUUUUGCAUAGACAAUGGUUUUAAAAACCCUGAAGUAAAAUCAACAUGUAAAAGAAAUAAAGAAACAAGCUCAAAUAAA
Messenger RNA from Daphnia magna, 757 nucleotides. It is a transcript of the gene Dtd, whose product is annotated as D-aminoacyl-tRNA deacylase. The record is from RefSeq and is a predicted model, not a curated record. The transcript has 4 exons. The coding region runs from base 119 to 610 and encodes 163 amino acids. Gene Ontology annotation, molecular function: D-tyrosyl-tRNA(Tyr) deacylase activity. Gene Ontology annotation, biological process: tRNA metabolic process. Lineage: Eukaryota; Metazoa; Arthropoda; Branchiopoda; Diplostraca; Daphniidae. Gene Ontology annotation, cellular component: cytoplasm.